AUGGACAGCACUAAGCUCUCUGUUUUACUCUUGAAUGCUUUCCUCUUAUGCCUGUCUUGUGCUGAGGAUGAGAUAGCACCUCUAUCCUGCCCAGAGUACCAAGAGAGCUUUGACGGCUCCUGUUAUGAGUUUGUGGGUCCACCUCGUUCGCGUUCCUUCCUCAGUGCACAGGGUUGGUGUGAGCGAGGUGGUGGACACCUGGCCUUCAUUUUAAACGACGAAACCCAGCAGUUCCUACAGAAGCACCUGCAGAUGGAGCAGGACUGGUGGCUGGGUCUGGCACCUGCCUCCCCAAACCUAACACUGGACUCUGCUGCUGCUGAGGGUCCUCUCUCCUGGCUUGAUGGCUCUGAUGUCAGCUACUCUAACUGGGUGAACGACCCUGAUCCAGGGGCUGGCUGUGGUCACAUACUGAGGAGCUCAGGGUUUCAGUGGGAGGCAACAAGCAACUGUAGCCAGGAGCUGCACUUCAUCUGCCAAUUUGAAUCUGGGCGCUCCAUUGCUUGUGCUGCCCACAAUGCAACACUACAGUGUGGUUCUGGUCAGGUGAUAGAGAUUGAUGACAGCUUCUAUGGUCGUAAGACGGUUCACUACUGCCGGACGAGUCCCACUUCUUCAGCCACCUCCACACAGGAGGAGUGUAGCUGGAUAGAUGUUGUAGAUUCAGUGACAGGAGACUGCCAUGGGCUGCAGGCGUGCCAAGCCAUGGCAGAUGUGGCCUCUUUUGGUGAACCAUGCCCAGGGCUUGGAAGCUACCUGUCUGUGGAAUACAACUGCAAAGAUGGUCUCCACUUAUUAAUGAGCAAGUUGGCUGCCGUCUUUGACAAUGUCUCCAUAACAGUGAAGUGGCUUCUCCAUCCCUUCCAGGGCAACCUGACCUGCACUCUAAGUGCUGGAGAUGGGCACAACAUUGAUCCUUAUAGUCCAGAAGAGUUGGAGAGCAGUGUGGUUCAUAAAUACACCCGUCCGGGUGUCUUCAUAGUUGGGGUGGAGUGUACCACCAGUGAGUGGCAUGUGACAGCUCAGAAAGCAAUCACCAUUCAGGAGCCCAUCGGGGAGUUUGGCGUCAUUAAGUGCUAUAGCAUGAACCAAUCAACAGAUGGAGCAAACUGCAAGGCCCUGUAUGGUAGUCCCCUUCAAAUCCAGGUUGAAGUAGAAUCUGGUACGAAUGUGACCUACAAAGUCCACCGUGGUGAGAUGUUGGUGGCCAAUUCAUCAGCAGUCAGAGGAAUCGUCCCCCACAACAUCACAAUGGGACCAGAGGUGGAGCAACAACUGGGCUCUGGCUGCCACCAGCUGACCCUGCAUGCCUCUAACGGGGUCUCGGUCUUGGGCGUGUCCACUGAGCUGCAGGUGUGUCUGCUGGAGCCUGUGGAGGGCCUGCAGGGAUCAGUGAUGGCUGAGGAGGGAGAGUGUCCAGACUCAGACCUCUACGUUAGUGUCUCCCUGGACCGGGGGUCCCCGGUGAAGCUUCUCUUCCAGGUGUCUGGAGCCAACGACAGCAUCUCCGAGACCAGAGACAUGCAAAACAGAAGCAUGCAGGUUUACAAUAUCUCAACCACUAUCCAAGGAGAUUUGCAAGUGAAAGUCAGGGCCUGGAAUGUCUUCUCACACAUGGACGUGGAUGUGGGGAACACAGCAGCAGUGUGGCCAGCCAACUCCAGUUCCUCAGUGGAGAAUCUGCAGUCUGUGGUUGAGAACACUGUCGCUCAGCUAGAGCAGCAGGGGUUGCUCACUGGGGAGACCCUAGGACAGAUGUUCAAGUCUGUGUCUGACAUUCUGAACAAGGGCUCCAGUGAGGAUCAGAAAGGUGCCAGGGAGGAGCUGCGAGAACAGAUGCUGAGCACCAUGACUGCAGUGCUGAAGAAUGUCCCCAACAACACUCCUCAGGAAGUGCAGCUGACGGCCAGAGCAGUGGCAGGGAUCACCAAGAGGAGGGAAGAGGUCAAUUCCGCUGCUCAGCUAGAAGCUAGCUCCCUGGUGGCAGAGCUCAGCUCUUCCCUCCUCUAUAUGAAUGUCAGUGAGCAUGGUGGACAAGAGAUGGUGCAGGCAGCUACACCAAUUGUAGAGGCAGCCAGCAAUAUCCUGGGAGUCUCUUCAAAUGCAAGCACACAGAGAAAGGUCUCAAAGACUCUCCUGAACAGUAUGGACAAUGUGCAGAGUGCACUGUUAAAUGGUAAAAAGGUUGGCCAGGAGCCUGCCAUUAUCAAGAGCCCUGAGAUCAGUGUGUAUGCUAACAGGAUGUCUCCAAAUAGCAUUCAGAUGCAGUCUAUAAACAUCCCAGAUAGCUCCUCUGCAAGCUUUUCCUUCCCUCCCCUGGGUGCUGAUGUCCUUUCUCCAGAGGAACCAGUGGAUGUGCGAAUGCUGAGUUUUGAGAAGAACCCUUAUUCUUGGAGUGAGGGGGGUAACAUCAGUGGUGCCAUGGCGUCUGUGACACUCACCAGACAGGAUGGAUCAGCCAUCCCUGUGGAGAACCUGUCUGAGGAAAUUGAGAUCCUCUUGCCGAGACUUGAAGGCGGGCAGGUAAACAGCACAAUCCUUGAACUGGGAAACUACAGCACACUGAUGAUUGACGUCCCUUCACCAGACAUAACACUGGUGCUAAAGAUGGAGCCCUCAGAGGACAUACCAUUUGUACUGUUGCUGGGGUAUAAAGACUACCCAAAGGACAAGCAAUAUGUAGCCAAGACGCAGAUGCCUCAUCAAGGCAAUUCACAAGAGAGAUACACCUGGGUCCUGGGUCCCAAUGAUUUGACAGGAAAAGUUGGGGUGCAUUACCUUGUGGUGAGGCCCAUUGUAGAAGCAGGGGUUAAAUCUGUCAAUGCCACUAUGACUGUCACCUCCAUUGCUGCUCAGUGCAAGUAUUGGAAUGAAACCUUAUCCACCUGGAGUGAAGAUGGCUGCAGGGUUGGUCCUUUAACCACGUCAUUGGUCACUCAAUGCUUAUGUAACCAUUUGACCUUCUUCGGGAGCUCUUUCUUCAUCAUGCCCAACCUUGUGGAUGUGUCCCGUACCACUGAGCUCUUUGCCACCUUCUCAGACAACCCUGUGGUGGUGUGCUUUGUUGGUGCCAUCUUCAUUGCUUAUCUCUUGGUGGUCGUGUGGGCACGCAGGAAGGACAUCAAGGACAUAGCCAAGGUGAAGGUAACAUUGUUGGAAGAUAAUGACCCCUUGGCUGAAUACCGUUACAUGCUGAAUAUCAGCACUGGGCAUCGGCGUGGUGCUUCCACCUCCUCUCAGGUUACUGUGACUCUGCUGGGCACGGAGGGAGAGAGUGAGCCACACCACCUCGCUGACCCUGACAAGCCUGUGUUUGAGAGGGGGGCAGUGGAUACGUUCCUGUUGACCACACCCUUCUCUCUGGGGGAGCUGCAAAGCAUCAGGCUGUGGCACGACAACUCAGGGGGGCACCCUGCCUGGUAUAUAAACAAAGUGACGGUGCAGGAUCUAGAAACUGGACAGAAGUGGCACUUCCUGUGUAACUCAUGGCUGGCCAUAGAUAUGGGCGAGUGCAUCCUUGAUAAAGUCUUCCCUGUUGCCUCUGACAUAGAUUUGAAGAAAUUCAGUAAUCUGUUCUUCAUGAAAACGGCAAAGGAUUUCCGUGAUGGCCACAUCUGGUUUUCUGUGAUUAGCCGGCCUCCAACGAGCACCUUCACAUGUGUCCAGCGAGUCUCCUGCUGUUUCUCUCUGCUGCUGUGUACCAUGCUGACCAGCAUCAUGUUCUGGGGCAUCCCUACCGACCCCUCUGAGCAGACCAUGGACCUGGGUCAUAUCGAGUUCACCUGGCAGCAGGUGAUGAUCGGCGUUCAGAGUUCAAUCAUAAUGUUUCCAAUUAAUCUCCUCAUUGUGAGUAUCUUCAGAAACACCCGCCCCCGAGAGACGAAGCCUGGAAAGCCCAAGGCAGAGGUAUCCAAGCAGGGGAAGACUGGCAGAGUGACUCCUUCACAGCCUCCGUCCCCACAGAGGGAGAGAGAACUCACACCAGACACUGUCAUAAAGGACAUAAAGAAGAUUGCUCAGUCACUCUCCAAGGCUAUGAAGAGCCCCAUUCCACACCUGGAGUUAGAGAUGAAGCCUGGACAACAAACUGAUAUCAACUCUCUGCUCUCUCUGGUGGAGGACAUCAUCCGGCAGCAGAACAGAGCCAGUGGAGAGUUCUACACUGAUGCCUCCAAGAAAGAGGGAUCGCUCAUUCUCUCACUAGAGGUAGCCAAUCUGCAAGAGACCAGCCUGUGUGGGAGCCCUGAGAAGACUGGGGAUGGGAGACAGAAAAGGAUCAACAACAGCCAAUAUCUGUACAGGCAGCUACGCCAUGUAGAGAAGGAGCUGAGCCUACUGGGACCUUCUCGCUUCCCCAACCCAGACAGCUACUGCCGGGCAGUGCAGCAGGUCCAAGGCAUGAGGGGUCUGCUAGAGUCCCACCUCUCCUCUUCCAGCCUGGGAGGGGACCAGCUGUCUCAAAGCCCCAGCCCAGCAGAGAGCAGUGAGGGAGACAGCAGUAGUAAGAAGCAGGGCGGGCUGCCCUGGUGGUUUGUGUUUAUUGGCUGGAUUCUGGUGUUAGCCACCAGCGGAGUAUCAGGAUACUUCACCAUGAUGUAUGGGUUGACCUAUGGGAAGGACCGCUCUAUAAGCUGGCUCAUCUCCAUGGUCGUGUCUUUCUUUGAGAGCCUCUUUAUCACUCAGCCGCUGAAGGUGCUUGGUUUUGCAGCCUUCUUUGCUCUCGUUCUAAAGAAAGUUGAUCAGGAGGAGUAUGGGGAUGCAAAGUUUGAGGGGGAGCUCCGAAACCCAGAUGACCCUGAUGUGGUGCGGGCUGUCAGGAGGGAUAGCACAUGCAGCUUCUACCAGCCCCCUCCUCCAACAGACAUCGAGAGGAUGAGGAGCAACAUGAUCAAGGAGCAGAAGGUCUUUGCCCUCAUCAAAGAGAUUCUCACCUACAUGGGGUUCAUGUGGAUGUUGCUCCUGGUGGCAUAUGGCCAGCGGGACCCUAAUGCUUACUUCCUGACUCAGCACAUUCGGCAGAGUUUCAGCCAAGGGAUCUCAGACAGCAUGAGUCACAAAGAUGUGUUCACCUGGGCAAAUACCGCUCUUCUCAGCAACCUCUUCGGAGAGUACCCAGGUUUCAUCACUGAUGGGAACUCCAAACUGGUUGGUAAUGCCCGACUUCGCCAGGUGAGGGUGCAGAAGAACUCCUGCCGCAUCGCCCGCUCCAUGCGCCAGGCUGUACCUGACUGCCAUGCUCCAUACUCAUGGGAGGUGGAGGACAUGGGCUCCUAUGGGCCAGGCUGGAACCGCUCUGCGAGCGAAAACGCCUCAAAGACCCUCCACAGUCCCUGGCAGUACCAAACCCAGGCCAGACUCAGAGCCCAACCCACCUGGGGCAGUGUGGUCCUCUACAAGGGAGGGGGGUUUGUGGUGGACCUGGGCCCAGAGUCACAGAAUGCUAGCAGUACCCUUCAGUAUCUGUUUGACAACACCUGGCUUGAUAUGUUCACCCGAGCAGUCUUUGUAGAGUUCACAGUGUACAAUGCCAAUGUCAACCUCUUCUGCACUGUCACACUCAUGCUGGAGACCACAGCUGUAGGAGCGUUCCAGUUUCGCAGUGAGCUGCAGAGUGUCCGACUAUACCAGUCCACCGGUGGACUCCAUAUCUUUGUCAUGGCAUCUGAGGUCAUCUAUUUCCUCUUUAUCCUCUACUAUAUGUAUGUUCAGGGAAAGCUGAUGAAGCUGCAGAAGUGGGCUUACUUCAAGACAAAGUGGAACCUGCUGGAGCUCGCCAUCAUCCUCCUGAGCUGGAGCGCGCUGUCUGUCUUCAUUAAGAGGACCCUGUUAGGGAACCGGGACAUGGAGUACUACCACAACCAUAAAGACCAGUUUGCCAGUUUCCAUGAGACAGCCACAGCAGAUGCAGUGCUGGGGUAUCUGAUCGCAUUCCUGGUGCUACUGGCUACAGUCAAACUGUGGCAUCUGCUGAGGCUCAACCCCAAGCUACACAUGAUCACAGCCACACUGCAACGGGCCUGGACUGACAUAUCAGGCUUCCUCGUGGUCAUCACCAUUAUGUUCCUGGCCUAUUCUAUCGCUUCUUAUCUAAUGUAUGGCUGGAAGCUGUACUCAUAUAGGACUCUCCUGGAUGCUGCUCUGACCAUGGUCAGCUUACAACUGGGCAUCUUCAACUAUGAUGAGGUUCUUGAUUACAACCCGGUGCUUGGUGCGUUCCUCAUCGGCUCCUGCAUUAUAUUCAUGACCUUUGUGGUUUUAAACCUGUUCAUCUCAGUCAUCCUGGUGGCGUUCACUCAAGAGCAAAUACAUCACAAGCCCUCAGAGGAGGAGGAGAUAGUGGAUCUGAUGCUGAUGAAGCUCUGCAGCUUGUUUGGAAUCAAAAUGAUGAAGAAGGAGGAGAAAGAAGACAGUGACAACCCCAAGGAGAAUGGCAUGACUGCCUCAGCAACUAACAAAGGAUUCUCCACUAUAUCCUCAUAGAUGUUACUUCUAAGUACUGGUGUAUCACUCUGUAUGUAUUCAUAGUGAGCUGUCAUUUUCAUUUCUGUUGCUUUCUAGGAGCGGUGAUGCUUUUGUUGACUUGUUGCCUCUAGCUGUUCAAUUAUCUAACAUAUCACGCAUAAAUGAGGCUAUUUGUGCCGUUUUGUGAUCUAAUGCAAAGCUUUAAAAAGAAGUUAGAGGAAAUAACAGCUCCUUCUGUUACCUCACACUCUGUCAGAAAUACACAUAUGUAUGGUUACUAUGGUAACAUGUUAGGAGACAACAAUGAGGAGAGAAGGAUACAAAGAUAA
Molecule: messenger RNA, 6791 nt
Organism: Oncorhynchus tshawytscha (Chinook salmon)
Lineage: Eukaryota; Metazoa; Chordata; Actinopteri; Salmoniformes; Salmonidae
Product: polycystic kidney disease protein 1-like 2
Exons: 35
Coding region: 1-6480 (2159 amino acids)
Biological process (GO): detection of mechanical stimulus
Cellular component (GO): membrane
Molecular function (GO): calcium ion binding; protein binding; calcium channel activity
Source: RefSeq, a predicted model, not a curated record